CUUUCCUUUCUGCUUUUCUCUUUGCUUUUUUCAUCCGACAAAACCAAAUCCCCAGAAACCGAACCAGACUUCAAUGGUUCCGAUUUCUGCAACCCCUUUUUCAUGUACCUCUCUGCUCCUACCGAAAGGGGCAUUUCGGGUAUGAGCUCCACUCUCUAUGCCUCUCCUUUAAUACCUUCCUCUGGUUUUCCGAGUCUCGAACACUACAAGUGAGAUGAAGGGAAAUGGGAUGUCGAAACGAGAGAUGAUUUCACAGAAGAAGGAGAAGAAGACGAAGAAGAAGAAGAGAUUCUUGGUAAGUGUCAAUGUUCUUGGAAGUGCAGGUCCCUUAAGGUUCUUGGUUGAUGAAGAAGAUGAAGUUUCCGUUGUCAUAGACACCGCCCUUAGAGCUUACGCUCGUGAAGACAGGUUUCCAGUUCUCGGUCUCCAUGCCCGUAACUUCCUCCUCUACUCUGCUAGCUCCGGAUUCAAUGCUCUGAUUCCGCAGGAGAAGAUCGGUUCUGUCGAAGGGAGAGAUUUCUUGCUGUGCAAGAAAGAACAACUGUCGUCGGAAAACGAAGGAAGAGGAGAGACGAGAGCUCGGAGAGGCCAUGGAUGGAAAGCUUGGCUUCUCAAGCCCUUCAAACUUCAUGACCUAAUAACUUCGAUAAAGCCAUAAUCGGUCCUUCGGAUAAUAUAUGUAUGGGACAUGAAAAUAACGCAAGUGACUAGAUCAUGCUUUGUCUGUUUACGUGAUGUAAUGGUCCAAUGAGAUUCGUAUUCUCCAUUAGGAAAAAUUUGGAAAAAAAUUAUGUUUGGAGGGUCGUAAGAAAUUAUUAUCUUUUGGGGGAAUGAGAAUAUGAUCUUUUAA
Messenger RNA from Tarenaya hassleriana, 850 nucleotides. RefSeq lists its product as uncharacterized. NCBI's taxonomy places the organism in Eukaryota, Viridiplantae, Streptophyta, Magnoliopsida, Brassicales, Cleomaceae. Bases 215 to 658 code for a protein of 147 amino acids. The transcript is spliced from 2 exons. The record is from RefSeq and is a predicted model, not a curated record.